AUGUCCCUCUUCGGUUCGAGCACAACACCAGCAGCCGCCACCAGUACCCCACUGUUCGGAACGACUCCAGCUAAACCAGCGACAGGCGGUCUAUUCGGAUCUUCCUCCACUCCCACUGCCACUGCCACGUCAUCAGUUCCUCUCUUCGGAACCACCAACACAGCCACUACCACAGCUUCAACUGGAGGAGGAGGUCUGUUCGGUGCCAAACCAGCUACACCGGCUGGUGGAUCUCUGUUCGGAGGUUCCACGGCUCCAGCAGCCUCCACAGGAGGAGGUCUUUUCGGAUCAACGACUGCAGCUCCAGCAGCCUCCACUGGUGGAGGUCUCUUCGGAUCAGCGACCACUACGAGUACUGCAAGCGGAGGAUUGUUCGGAUCGACUACUAGUACAACGACUUCUGGAGGAGGAGGGCUUUUUGGAGCCGCCAAGCCGGCUACGACUAGCGGCGGACUCUUCGGAUCCACUUCCACGACAUCUGCACCUGCCACGUCAUUUGGUACUGCACCAGCGACCACUAAUGCUUGCGGCACCACCACGUCAUCAGCCCCAGGAGCUUUGGAUAAAGACGUAACGAAAGAGAACGAAUGGCAGCAGACGCAGACACUGAUCAGAGACAUGCUCCCAUUGAUUGAGGAUCGUCUGAAGAAGAAUCGAGAUGUGAUGGACGAGAGUGAAACGAUGAGUGUGGAUUGUGUUGUGAUUGAGGAGAUGAUCGAAAAGGCACGUGGAUUGAUUGGAGACGUACGGCGCGACGUCUUCAAUGCCACGACGGCUUCUGAGGGUGUUGCUCAAUUGGUGGCUCAUGAUAAGCAGCAGGCAAACAUGGCGAAGAGGGUGCAGGAGCAGGCAAGCACUGCCAAUCAGACUAUGCAUGCCGAUGCGAUCAAGCAACACCUCGUCGAACGAUUCCAACUGUACGAUCUGGAGAUGCGUGCGCUUCAGGAGCGUGUCAACUUCAUGCGUUCUCGCUUCGACAAACUCCUCAAAGGAGAACCGUCGCUCACAAUGACAGAACUCGACAACUACUUCCUCCGCUGCGAUUCGACUGUGAGCAGUGCGGAUUUCCAUAUAGAGCAGUUGGGAAAGGAUAUCGAAGAAGUGAGGGAUCUUCUGAUCGAACAGGGAUACACCCAGCUUCGGAAGUGGAAUGCUACCACUUUGAAUAAUGUGGACCCAGUGAGUGCUGUCAGUGAGGGAGCCGAGUUCUUCCCAUCGCAAUCGAGUUUGGCUAUCAUUGGAAGUGCUCUGAGAGCACCGGCAACGGCACCGACUGCCAGUACUGGAGGAUUGGGAUUGGGUGGAGGAAGCAGUUUGUUCGGGAAUACAGGCACCACAACGCUCUUCGGCUCCUCCACAACGAAGCCAGCAUUCUCUGGUGGCUCCCUCUUCGGAUCCUCCACAACGAACACCUCAACAGCUCCAACCACGACGUCAGCAACCACAUCACUCUUCGGAUCGAAACCAACCACCACAACCACCUCAACCCCAUUCGGAUCUACCCUAUCCAACAAUUCCAGUGGAGUCCUUUUCAGCUCGAAGAAAUAA
Messenger RNA from Caenorhabditis briggsae, 1548 nucleotides. RefSeq names its product Protein CBR-NPP-4 (gene Cbr-npp-4). Bases 1 to 1548 code for a protein of 515 amino acids. The record is from RefSeq and is a predicted model, not a curated record. Gene Ontology annotation, biological process: NLS-bearing protein import into nucleus; nuclear pore organization; protein localization to nuclear inner membrane. Gene Ontology annotation, molecular function: structural constituent of nuclear pore. The transcript is spliced from 5 exons. Gene Ontology annotation, cellular component: nuclear pore central transport channel; nuclear pore. NCBI's taxonomy places the organism in Eukaryota, Metazoa, Nematoda, Chromadorea, Rhabditida, Rhabditidae.